Messenger RNA from Lichtheimia ornata, 312 nucleotides. RefSeq lists its product as uncharacterized. The record is from RefSeq and is a predicted model, not a curated record. NCBI's taxonomy places the organism in Eukaryota, Fungi, Mucoromycota, Mucoromycetes, Mucorales, Lichtheimiaceae. The transcript has 4 exons. Bases 1 to 312 code for a protein of 103 amino acids.
AUGUCUACUUUGGUGGUUGAAACUGUUGGAUUCGGCAAGAUUGAGGGUGGACAAAGAAGUUUGAGCAAUCUCAAGGUAGUUGGAUUAGCACUGCUGGGGAUCCUGGGAUCAUUGCUAAGCGGCGUCUUUGUAAGUAUAUGUGAGAUAUCACUUUCAGUUGUUGGGCAGUUACACGAGUUGAUGAUAUUGCGACCAAACCACUGUUGUCUUGAACCACCCAGUGCAUCCAUCGAUCAUGCAGCAUUCUCAAGUAUCACAACCCUCGGUCUCAGCAGCACCAAAACGCAAUUGUGGACAAUCAAUGCAACUUGA